Lottia gigantea (owl limpet) is the source of this 687-nucleotide messenger RNA. RefSeq lists its product as hypothetical. The transcript has a single exon. Lineage: Eukaryota; Metazoa; Mollusca; Gastropoda; Lottiidae. The annotation marks the transcript as partial. The record is from RefSeq and is a predicted model, not a curated record.
UCGGCAUCCCUCUAUUUGUCAACUCGACAUCUGUCUAUUUGUCAACUCGACAUUUCUCUAUUUGUCAACUCGGCAUCUCUCUAUUUGUCAACUCGGCAUCCCUAUAUUUGUCAACUCGACAUCUGUCUAUUUGUCAGCUCAGCAUCUGUCUAUUUGUCAGCUCAGCAUCUCUCUAUUUGUCAACUCGGCAUCUCUCUAUUUGUCAACUCGGCAUCUCUCUAUUUGUCAACUCGGCAUUCCUCUAUUUGUCAACUCGACAUCCCUCUAUUUGUCAACUUGGCAUCCCUAUAUUUGUCAACUUGGCAUCCCUCUAUUUGUCAACUCGGCAUCUCUCUAUUUGUCAACUCGGCUUCUCUCUAUUUGUCAACUCGGCAUUCCUCUAUUUGUCAACUCGGCAUCUCUCUAUUUGUCAACUCGGCAUUUCUCUAUUUGUCAACUCGGUAUUCCUCUAUUUGUCAGCUCAGCAUCUCUCUAUUUGUCAACUCGGCAUCUCUCUAUUUGUCAACUCGGCAUCUCUCUAUUUGUCAACUCGGCAUUCCUCUAUUUGUCAACUCGGCAUCUCUAUAUUUGUCAACUCGGCAUCCCUAUAUUUGUCAACUCGACAUCCCUAUAUUUGUCAAUUCGACAUCUGUCUAUUUGUCAGCUCAUCAUCUGUCUAUUUGUCAACUCGACAUCUGUCUAUUUGUC